Messenger RNA from Closterium sp. Naga37s-1, 951 nucleotides. The record is from the annotation of a GenBank genome assembly. Lineage: Eukaryota; Viridiplantae; Streptophyta; Zygnematophyceae; Desmidiales; Closteriaceae.
AUGUCUCCCUUCACGCCUCUCUCCCCCUCUUUCCUCACGUCUCUCUCCCCCUCUUUCCUCACGUCUCUCUCCCCCUCUUUCCUCACGUCUCUCUCCCCCUCUUUCCUCACGUCUCUCUCCCCCUCUUUCCUCACGUCUCUCUCCCCCUCUUUCCUCACGUCUCUCUCCCCCUCUUUCCUCACGUCUCUCUCCCCCUCUUUCCUCACGUCUCUCUCCCCCUCUUUCCUCACGUCUCUCUCCCCCUCUUUCCUCACGUCUCUCUCCCCCUCUUUCCUCACGUCUCUCUCCCCCUCUUUCCUCACGUCUCUCUCCCCCUCUUUCCUCACGUCUCUCUCCCCCUCUUUCCUCACGUCUCUCUCCCCCUCUUUCCUCACGUCUCUCUCCCCCUCUUUCCUCACGUCUCUCUCCCCCUCUUUCCUCACGUCUCUCUCCCCCUCUUUCCUCACGUCUCUCUCCCCCUCUUCCUCACAUCUCUCUCCCCCUCUUUCCUCACGUCUCUCUCCCCCUCUUUCCUCACGUCUCUCUCCCCCUCUUUCCUCACGUCUCUCUCCCCCUCUUUCCUCACGUCUCUCUCCCCCUCUUUCCUCACGUCUCUCUCCCCCUCUUUCCUCACCCAUGGCACCCCACGAUGACGUGGCGAAUCAUCCACCUGUGCCUGAUGACGUGGCAAGUCGUCCCCGCGUGUUGGUUCUGGGCUCUCCCUCUGUCGGCAAAACCACCCUCGCACACCGGCUCACAGCGGCACACCCCCACGAGUACAGCAGCAGCGGCUCCAACACGGCUGCAGGAGAGUGUUUCAGCUGGCAGGUGGACACCAAGUACUACACGGCAGCAGUGGCCGUGUGGACGGCGCGCCUCUCCUCUGUGCUGCCCUGCGGCACCACCACCGGCCCCGCCUCGCCCCUCGUCACGGGCGCUGAGGCGCUGCUGCUCGUCUUCGACCUCUCCAAU